AUGUCGACAUCCACGGCUCAAAGUCCGACGAGGAUUGCCAGGAGAUGGCCGCAAGAGAAAAAAAGACAAAAGGCCGAAGCAAAUUCAGGAAACCACUCCGCCCAUCCCGGACGGCACCGGCAGUCCCGUAAGCCCCAUUUAUUUUCCCGACUGGCCCCUCCCAAGUCCGUCCACGAUCCCAAGUUGCAUGAAUUCUCCCGGCCGAACUACCCGAAUCGUCCCGUAGAAACCAGAUUGAAGAAAAAAAGACCGCGGCCUUCUUGUUUCCCCCCUCCCCCUGGACACCACCUGCCGUCUUGUCAUUUGCAUCCUACAUCCCGCAAUGACCUCACUGCUUUUACGGGCCUCGACCCCGCCAGACCGUUUUGCGGCGCACCGCGGUCCGUAUUCCAAUACGCGCGAGCCGUGUCGCAAGUAUGUCCAGGCACACGAUUUUUGUCCCCACGGAAGAGUUUCUGGCGUUUCAAUCAUAUUCAGGGCAGGCGGCAGACGGCCUCGGCAUCGACAGCAGGACAAUACAGCACAGCACGCAUCCGCAUCAGCACCAAGCAGUACCGCCUCACCAUCACGAGACGCAGCUUAGAAGAACUCUCAAACUGCAUGGCAAAUCUUCUACAUACUCCCGCGGAAAGCGUAGUCACCUCGCUGCACGAUACGAUUCAGCAACCCUUGAAGAUCAUCGCCAGUGACGUGGUGGGGGUUGGCUACCCCAGCAAAGGUGAACGUCACCCACGUCAGGGUCAGUCAGGCACGGAAGUCUUCUGCAAGCAGUUUGAGUCCAGCGGCCAGGCGACCAGCCACAUGGCAAACUCCCAGAAAGAGCCUUUUCCCUCCCCCUCUACAUAA
This is a messenger RNA of Colletotrichum lupini, 846 nucleotides long. RefSeq lists its product as uncharacterized. The coding region runs from base 1 to 846 and encodes 281 amino acids. The record is from RefSeq and is a predicted model, not a curated record. NCBI's taxonomy places the organism in Eukaryota, Fungi, Ascomycota, Sordariomycetes, Glomerellales, Glomerellaceae. The transcript is spliced from 4 exons.